CUUCUAACCCUCCUGACUUAAUCUCUCCAGUGCUGAGAUGGCUGGAGUCCAUGCUUGAUUUUAUGUGGUGCGAAGGAUUGUGCCCAGGGCUUCGUGCAUGGAUGUCCAUGCGGAGCCCCAUCUCUGCACAGCUGGCCUUGGAUAGUGCCGGCACCAUGGUGAACUGCACUAUCAAGGCUGAAGAGAAGAAGGAACCUUGCCACGAUGCCCCACAGGCUCCAGCCACGGCAGUUGAGCCCCAGUCCGGGGACCCAGCCCGGGCCCCCCAGGAUGCUGACAACCCCCAAGCUCCUGCUCAGGACUGUGCCUCUCCAGAGAGCAAUGGCUCCCCAGAACCCAAGAGACCGGCAGCCUCUGAGGCCGCUUCUGGGAGUCAGGAGCGGCUGGACUUCAACCGCAAUUUCCAGGAAGUUGUGCCAGCCAUUGAGAAGCUGCUAUCCAGUGACUGGAAAGAGAGGUUUCUGGGAAGGAACUCCAUGGAAGCCAAAGAUGUCAAAGGGACCCAAGAGAGCCUGGCUGAGAAGGAGCUCCAGCUUCUUGUCAUGAUCCACCAACUGUCCGCCCUCCGGGACCAGCUCUUGACGGCCCACUCGGAGCAGAAGAACAUGGCCGCCAUGCUCUUCGAAAAGCAGCAGCAGCAGAUGGAGCUGGCCCGGCAGCAGCAGGAGCAGAUUGCCAAGCAGCAGCAGCAGCUGAUUCAGCAACAGCACAAAAUCAACCUCCUCCAGCAGCAGAUUCAGCAGGUCAACAUGCCUUAUGUCAUGAUCCCAGCGUUUCCCCCGAGCCACCAGCCUCUGCCUGUCACCCCUGACUCCCAGAUGGCUUUGCCUAUUCAGCCUAUCCCCUGCAAACCAGUGGAGUACCCGCUGCAGCUGCUGCACAGCCCGCCCGCCCCCGUCGUGAAGAGGUCGGCCGCCGUCGCUGCCCACCAUCCCCUACAGGAGCCCUCCCAGCCCUUGAACCUCACAGCCAAGCCCAAGGCUUCUGAGCUGCCCAACACCUCCAGCUCUCCCAGUCUGAAGAUGAGCAACUGUGGGCCCCGCCCUUCCAGCCAUGGAGCCCCCACACGGGACCUGCAGUCCAGCCCCCCCAGCCUGCCUCUGGGCUUCCUAGGUGAAGGGGACGCUGUCACCAAAGCCAUCCAGGAUGCUCGGCAGCUGCUGCACAGCCACAGUGGGGCCGUAGAAACCUCCCCCAGCACCCCCUUCCGUAAGGACCUCCUCAGUCUGGAGUCAUCCCCAGCCAAGGAGCGGCUGGAGGAGAGCUGUGUGCACCCCCUCGAGGAAGCCAUGCUGAGCUGCGACAUGGAUGGCUCCCGGCAUUUCUCAGAGUCCCGGAAUAGCAGCCACAUCAAGAGGCCCAUGAACGCCUUCAUGGUGUGGGCCAAGGAUGAGCGCAGGAAGAUCCUCCAAGCCUUCCCAGACAUGCACAACUCCAGCAUCAGCAAGAUCCUUGGCUCCCGCUGGAAGUCAAUGACCAACCAGGAGAAGCAGCCCUACUACGAGGAGCAGGCCCGGCUGAGCCGGCAGCACCUGGAGAAAUACCCGGACUACAAGUACAAGCCGCGGCCCAAGCGCACCUGCGUCGUGGAGGGCCGGCGGCUGCGCGUGGGCGAGUACAAGGCCCUGAUGAGGACCCGGCGCCAGGGUGCGCGCCAGAGCUACGCAAUCCCCCCACAGGCUGGCCAGGCACAGGUGAGCUCCUCAGAUGUCCUGUUCCCUCAGGCGGCAGGUGUGCCCCUGGCACAGCCACUGGUGGAGCACUACGUCCCCCAGGGCCUGGACCCCAACAUGCCUGUCAUUGUCAACACCUGCAGCCUCCGGGAGGAGGGGGAGAGCACCGACGACAGGCACUCGGUGGCUGACGGCGACAUGUACCGCUACAGCGAGGACUCGGACUCAGAGGGGGAAGAGAAGAGCGAUGGGGAGCUGGUGGUGCUCACAGACUGAGCCCUGAGGAAGUCCCCGCCCCCCACCUGAUGGGCACAGCCUGGACUGUGUCGGUACUUGGACUUGGGUGUGCCCAGGCGAUGGGCGAAGCUGUGCACCUGUAGAUACAUUCCCAAGGAGUCUCCUCUUUGCCACACCUUGGGCGCACCUGAGGAACUGAUGGCCUGGGUGGCCACGAUGGGGCCAAGCUGGCUUAGGUCCUUGGCCCGUGGGCUAUGGCUAGGAACACUGGAUAAUCCCUUCUUUCCUGUAGGUCUACCCAUCUGAGGGGGUGGCAGCUACACACCUUGUCCCCUUGAGGUCACGUGCUUUGUUCCCAUUUUGUCCUAGCUGAAGCAGCCACAGUAGGACCAGGACCUCUGCCCACAUGCCCCAGAACACAGCUGCCACCAAGAUCACUUUGUACUUUGUGCAGAAGGGCUUGACUGCCCGUCUCUCUCUGUCAAGGCCGCGGGCUGCCGUGCUCAUUUCCAUGUAGCCGCUCACGGGCGAGGAGGCAUUGGAAGUGCCUGCCACAAGCCGGGCAUGUUGAUGAAUUCCUGAGAAGUGUCUGUCAGUGCCACUCUUGCUUCUCCGGGACCUCUUCUGUGCUGCUUUGUCCUCAAAUUGCUACCUCUUCGUCAGUCUGGGUGUCUCAGGUUCCGUGUCUUUAUCCUCGCAUGCAUUUCUGUCCUUGCCUCUCUGCAAGGUCCUGUGUCCAUGUCCACUGGGCAGGCCCUGGGACUGCUCCUGCGCCUAGCAGCCUCCUGACCCCAGCCUAUCACUUCCUCCCCUCCUGACUCCGCCUGUCAGUUCCCAAGGCACUUUGUCCUGGUGCCCCACAGAGCCCUAGGCAUGUAGGCCAGAGGACCGAUGCCCCCUCCUUCUGUCAGUGACAGCCUCGCAGAGGGGAUGCCAUGGCAGCUGCCUCACCCUUUCUUCAUAAGGAUGGGCGAGUGCCUCAUCCCGCCUGCACUAGACUGAGGAACAGGCCUUGCUCCUCAUCACCUUCCCAGUUGUUUCCUAAGAAAAUCAAAGUCCAUUGGCACCUAGCUCCAAGGAUCUGGAACAGCCUUCCCCCUCCCCGAUCAGGGAGUUGUCUCCCUCUCCCUGUAGCUCCUCCUUCUCACCAGACUGUUUCUUUUUAUGACUGUAAACAUAGAUAGUGCUUUAUUUUGUUACUAAGAAGAUAAUGAUGAGUAACUUAACCAGCACAUUUGUUUUCUGAUGGCAUAAUAAAGACGACCAUUUCAGAAUCCUGA
Jaculus jaculus (lesser Egyptian jerboa) is the source of this 3190-nucleotide messenger RNA. It is a transcript of the gene Sox13, whose product is annotated as SRY-box transcription factor 13. Gene Ontology annotation, cellular component: nucleus. Gene Ontology annotation, biological process: regulation of transcription by RNA polymerase II; cell fate commitment. The record is from RefSeq and is a predicted model, not a curated record. Gene Ontology annotation, molecular function: DNA-binding transcription factor activity, RNA polymerase II-specific; RNA polymerase II cis-regulatory region sequence-specific DNA binding. NCBI's taxonomy places the organism in Eukaryota, Metazoa, Chordata, Mammalia, Rodentia, Dipodidae. The transcript is spliced from 14 exons. The coding region runs from base 51 to 1949 and encodes 632 amino acids.